AUGUCGGCACUGCUUUCUCUUCCACGAAAGCUGAGAGAUCAGAUCCUUGAGGACCUCGCGAGACUUUCUGUCGACCCUCCGAAGGACAAUGCCGCACUCCAUGCGCAAGAGCGCAUGGCCAUACCAGGAAGCGAUACAUCGGCCUGGUAUGGCACGGAAAAAAUCCAUUUCGAGAACCACCCGACACAUGCGAAAUCCCUCAGACCCUUGAUGCUGGUAAACCAUCAAUUGCGUGCCGAGACAGAAGAAUUACUUCGACGCUCCCCUGCGAAACCAGUGAGCUACGUCCUCGACGUCCUUUACUGCCGGAACGUUCACAUGUACCCAACCUGGCUAUGUGUCCCCGUCGUCUCAGCAAACGUGGACACCCUCUACACGCAAUUCAGGAUCUCCAAUGUGCCGGAUGCCGCCACGUGGUCAUUUAGUGGCGGAGAUGGCGGACCCGAAUGCAUAGUCUGGCCUUUCUACCAUCUGCUUCGAGGCAUCUUGCGCUUCGGGCCCCAGGGGAAGAGAGUCGGAACACAGAGCGGGAAGAAGGGCCGGAGAAAGAAGAAUUGCUACUCUACUUCGGCGGGGCAGGGCAUCACAGUGAAAAAUUUGGUUAUCGACUUCCAACCGACCGCGUGGCCCAGCGUGUUACCGUUGGCGGUUUACCAUCGGCAAGGACGGGAUGAAUUGAACGACUACUGCCGCGACAGGGUGCCAAGGGACUGGAACGCUCUUUCUGAUAACCGUCUAUUCACCGGCGACAUUAUGAGGGAAUGGGUCAUUCGUUACCUUGAGGUUCUGUUAGUGCAGUGCAGUUACAAUGUCCUGCCAUUCGCUACGUUCUUCUUCGGGAGGCUGGGGAGCGUCGCGAUACGCGUCGACGGGACAUUGAAGAAACGCUUCGAUCUCGGCUGUCUUUUCUCGAGACUUGCGUUAUGGAUCCACCCUAACAGCAGCUCUUAUGAGGCACGCCAUGCCCUGUCCUGGCUAUGGAAAGAGAAAGCGGCGGAGAAGAGGAAAGCCGCUGGGCCGAUGGUUACUGCUGCAGAAGGCGAGGAAGACGCAAAAGAUUGA
Anthostomella pinea is the source of this 1062-nucleotide messenger RNA. The record is from the annotation of a GenBank genome assembly. Lineage: Eukaryota; Fungi; Ascomycota; Sordariomycetes; Xylariales; Xylariaceae.